AUGACAAACAAGCCAACAAAACCUGGAACUAAAUCCUUCGAAUGUACUUAUGCCGGUUGUGGUAGAGUUUUUAAAAGGUCGGAACAUUUAAAGAGACAUAUCCGAUCAAUACAUACCCUUGAGAGACCUUUCCAUUGCCCGCAUCCACAUUGUACAAAAAGAUUUUCAAGAUCUGAUAAUUUAAGUCAACACGUACGCGUGCAUCGACCAAAUGGAAAAGAAAAGAACGCAUCUACAAGAACGUUUAGUAAUUUCACUCCAUUUUUGCAAACUUACCAACAGACUGGUAGCCUUCAAUCGUUACAGCAACCUUAA
This is a messenger RNA of Rhizophagus irregularis DAOM 181602=DAOM 197198, 315 nucleotides long. Lineage: Eukaryota; Fungi; Glomeromycota; Glomeromycetes; Glomerales; Glomeraceae. The record is from RefSeq and is a predicted model, not a curated record.